This is a messenger RNA of Phoenix dactylifera (date palm), 915 nucleotides long. RefSeq lists its product as uncharacterized. Lineage: Eukaryota; Viridiplantae; Streptophyta; Magnoliopsida; Arecales; Arecaceae. The record is from RefSeq and is a predicted model, not a curated record.
GCCUUCGUCCGAGGCAGGAAGAAUUUUAUCCUCACCACCCUUUAAAAGUAAAAGAGCAAAGGUAUCAUCAUGCCCUCCUGUCUCACCAAAAGCCCCUCACCCCUCCAAUCCAAUACUAAUUAGAAAAGGAGCCCUGGAGGGACUGCACUCAUUCCCUCGUUAAAAAAAUAUCCCUCCCACAUCCACUCCUUCCCCCCCUCCUCCCCGUUCCUUUCCACCUGAGGGAAUCAUCAUAGAGUUAGAGCAAGAGAGAGAGAGAGAGACUGAAAGUGAUCAUGAAGGAGACGAUAAGGUGCUGCAUCUCCUGCAUCCUGCCAUGCGGCGCGCUGGACGUGGUCCGCAUCGUGCACGCCGACGGGCGCGUCGAGGAGAUCAGCGGCACGGUGAGCGCCGGGGAGAUCAUGCAGGCAUACCCCAAGCACGUGCUUCGGAAGCCGCCUUCGGCCGUGUCCGAUGAUGGCGCUGUCCCGAAGAAGGCAGCGAUUCUGCCACCCAAUGCCGAGCUCCAGAGAGGCAAGAUUUAUUUCCUCAUGCCCGUGUCGUCGGUGCCGGAGAAGGCCCGGUCGCGGAAUACGUCCAUGAGGAGGAGGAACAAGAAGAGAGACGAGGAGAGCAAUGGAGACCCGACCGAUAAGACGAGGCUCCUCGUCAACGACCGGCACUUGUCGGCGGAGAAGGUGUCCUCGCAGAGGGAUAGGCGGCGGGGGAGGGUCGGCGUCUGGCGGCCGCAUUUGGAGAGCAUCUCGGAGGUUCUUGAAUGAUUUCUAAAUAUGAAGUUCUCCUCUCUUUUUUUUCACUUUCGUUUGAUUCCUCUUUUCUUUGUGGCCUUAAGCAUCUUCAGAGCUCCUUUCAGAGGUGGUGAUGUCUUCAUAAAGAUUAAAGAUAGAUGCAACACCCUUCUUUGCUUCUCUUUUC